Seminavis robusta is the source of this 1198-nucleotide messenger RNA. Lineage: Eukaryota; Bacillariophyta; Bacillariophyceae; Naviculales; Naviculaceae. The record is from the annotation of a GenBank genome assembly.
GACCAACACCCCUCAUCCUUCAUGAUCGCCUCAACACAAUUUUCGGCAAUCAGCGGUUUACAUUUCUGCUCCUUUGCCAUCAUUCUGGUAUUCGCGAAAGCAAGAUGAGGACUUCUUUGCUAACGCUAGCGCUGAUCUCUUUAUCCUCAUCAACAAUCUCAGGAGCUCAUGCUGACUCUGUUCGUCGAUCCUUGAAGGGUUUGGUGUUCAAUGGCGCUCCCGGCAAAUACGUGGGUAGAGGCAGCGCCCCACAUGAUCAGGAGACCACAGAAGCAACCUUGGUGGGACAUCUGACCGAAAAUAACACGGCUGUCCUGGAUGUGACUCCUCCUCCUUCCGAUCUUCCAGCAUCUGCAGAAACCACUGCAGGGGUACCGGUAUCCAAUCCACCUCCUUCCUCUCCCACAGAUAACGAGGAAGAAUUCAGACAGGAAGAAGAAAAAGAGCUAAAAGAGGAAGAAGAGGACAGCAUUCUGGCUGCUCUGCUGGGGAGUUUCAUGGGCAGUUUCACGGCCGUGGCCAUCUUUAUGGCUCUAGCUUAUCGCUUGAUGGUCCAGAAAUUUGAAGCUGCCAACAUCACAAACAAGCAUGUGGAAGAAGUGGAUGUGGAUACUGUGGAUUUUAGUUCCGCGUCUCAUAAAGGUUUUGAGGAAGACCUCACAGAUGUUACCCUGGAACAAACUACUACCCAUGCAACAUCAAACAAUCGCUUCGUCACAACAACAACCCGCUGGGAUGAAUACAUGCCACCAUCCAAUGGUAGCGGUACAUUUUCUCCCAAUUCAUCUGGCCGAUUUUCCUUUGUUGCCAGCAACAGUGUUUCCACAGAUGUGGAAGAAGCAGAUGGCGCUGAUCAAUUGACAGAUUGGAGCGAACCGGGACCGCGUCAACAAUGGAAGGGUGACAAGUGCCUUGUUAUUGUCUAGUGUAGUCUGACUUGUACCGUAGCCUGUAUGGCUGGACCUGGGGACAAAGCCAGCUGUGGUAGCCACAAAGGGACAUGAUGAUGUGUCCAAUUGACAAAUCCCUUUUGUUUGUAUUAGUAGCUAGGACAGGACAAAGACGCAUGGACAAGACGGCACUAGAACUCCGACAAAAUCAACAACCAACGCACCACCACAGAGGGGAUUGCGUUUACGUGCACUUGACGCUAUCACCAAAUCUCAAUAAUUAUUAGCACGAUGACAUUUAUUUUUCC